AUGGAUAUAAGUGAUAUUACUUCUUACUUACAAGGAAUUGAUGAAAUUAGAAAGGAUAACAACAAAACACGAGAUUGUGUGGUAUAUGUUACGUUCAUUGGUAAUUGUUUCACGAAUAUAAACGGGUUGAAUACUGCAGUAGAAAGAGAGUGUGAAUUCGGUGUAGGUGAAGUUGGUAAAGGUCAAAUUGAUCAAGGAAUGUGGACUCAAAAGACCAAGAUGUUAAAGGCUACAACUAUAUUGUUUGUAUAUGAUGCUAUUAAGAAUGGAUGCACAGUGUGUAUAUAG
Entrophospora sp. SA101 is the source of this 288-nucleotide messenger RNA. The record is from the annotation of a GenBank genome assembly. Lineage: Eukaryota; Fungi; Glomeromycota; Glomeromycetes; Entrophosporales; Entrophosporaceae.